Molecule: messenger RNA, 797 nt
Organism: Xenia sp. Carnegie-2017
Lineage: Eukaryota; Metazoa; Cnidaria; Anthozoa; Malacalcyonacea; Xeniidae
Exons: 6
Coding region: 1-645 (214 amino acids)
Source: RefSeq, a predicted model, not a curated record
AUGAAGCAAGAACAAGAUGAAAUUAGAUUCUCGCACGUCUUCGUGUUGGUCAAUUUAUGCCGGUUUGGUGAAGCUGUUCUAUGCGAUGCCCUCGAAGGACGUUCGUUUGAAUGUGGUAACAGAGCAGCACUGGAAGCUGAUUGCCCAAAAACAUGCUGCUUUAAUCAGACAGCGAGUCCGCCAUGUUAUUUUAAAGAGAAAGAUUUUGGCCCCAUCCAACACGCUAACGGACUUUGCAUAAAUGUGCAAGAUGGAAGCGAUCGUCUUAUUUGGUCACGUGAUUGCACUUCAAAGAAUGUUUUCUUCUUGGUAGCAAGGCACCAUCCAGUUUAUCAUGCGGCUACAGGAAAAUGCAUUUUACCAAUUGAUUGUAAUGGCAAAAAAUGUGACGUAAUACUACAACCGAAUAAUCGUUGUACUGCGUCAAAUUCAAAAUUUCAACCAACUGUGAAUGGAAAUUUGGAAUACGAUGACUAUUCUGGAAGAAAAAUGUGCAUUGGUAGCUCAUCUGUUGCUAAUAAUAAAUGGGAACCUCAAGAAAAUGAAAAUGUCACUAUUGCAGAAAAUAUUUGUAGCGUGAAUAACUCAUGCAAAUUUGACUACGGUCAUGGUUACCUGUGCUUUCCAGAACGUGGCAGGUUAUGAUUGUUAUGGUAGACUGCAAUUUUUAAUUGUAAUGUAAUCUUUGUAUAUGUAAGUGAAAAAGGCUAGUUUCUAAAGAAGUCAACACGCAAAUCAAAUAUGUUAUUUUAAAAUAUGAGUUCAAUAUUUUUUUAAUUAUUAAAUUUAUUUUUAUA